CAACAACCACCCAUAUCGCACAUCCACACCACUCUUUCGACUCUUUCUUGCACCCGACAACACUCGUUAUUCCUCAGUCAUCUCAUCUUCGCAUACAGGGUAUCGCCAUUCUUUCCAAAGCACGCCAAUUUCACUUAUUCCUUCUGCCCACCUCGAACCCUACCACGUCCCUAGAUUUCCAAAGACUUUGGCCUCUUGUCAUAACACUCUCUCGCCUUUCAGACGUUUCACCUACGCUCACUUGUCCUUCUCGAAUCAUCCUCGCUUUUCAUACAUCCUUGCCGGCCUCAUCUCCCUCAUUCUCCCCUUCGAGGUCGCAUCAAGGAGAGGCAGCCCACCAUGGGCUUUGGCUCUUUCGACACAGUGUGCGAGCAAUCGGCUCUGCCACUGUGCUACCUUCUCGGAACACCCACCGACUUCACGGCCGCCCACAACCCGGCGUUAUUACCGGAAUGCAGUGCUCGAUCAAUAGAACUCGCAAACACCAUCAUCUUUCAGGCUGCCACCGACUUUGCGCACAUAGCCGCCCUAGCCAUGACUGCCAUCAUGAUCUUCCACGUUCGCUCGAAAUUCACCGCUGUGGGCCGGAAAGAAAUUCUGACUUUUUUCUACAUCUACAGUCUGUUGACCGUCGUCAGUUUGGUCCUGGACGCGGGGGUGAUUGAAGCAACGAAUCAAAGUGCAUACCCCUGGUUUGUGGCGGUACAGAACGGCCUCGCCAGUGCGCUCUGCACGAGUCUUUUGAUCAAUGGAUUCGUCGGGUUUCAACUGUACGAAGACGGAACUACACUGUCAGUCUGGCUAUUGCGACUCGGCAGCCUGGUCAUGUUCAUCAUCAGCUUUGCGGUCAGCCUGCUUACGUUCAAGGGAUGGGCCGGUCUGUCACCAACAAACACCACCGGCCUGUUCAUCGUUUUGUACAUCGUCAAUGCCAUUUGUCUGGCGGUCUAUUUCGUCAUGCAAGUCAUCCUGGUCGCAAACACCUUGCAGGACAGGUGGCCGUUGGGGGAUUUAGCUUUUGGCGCUUUUUUCUUCAUCAUUGGACAGGUCAUUCUGUAUGUAUUCGCCAAGCAGAUCUGCGAAGGAGUUAGUCACUAUCUUGACGGACUGUUCUUUGCGACUGUCUGCAACUUGUUGGGCGUCAUGAUGGUCUACAAGUACUGGGACAGCAUCACCAAAGAAGAUCUCGAGUUCAGUGUCGGCACCAAGCAAGGUCAUUGGGAUGUCAAGGAAGGAUUACUUGAGCCCAGUGCCAGCGAAGACUUCCGGACGAGCGUCUACGGGUUUGGUCGAGAAAGUGUCUACGAUUCGCCGAGCAUGGAGUAUCCGCCUCAAAACCCACAACAAUUUCCUUCGAAUCGAAACUCGGGAUAUGGAAAUAUGAUUGAAGCUAGACACAGUUAUGGUGAUAUUAGGAAACAAUUGGGGAAUUAUGAGGAUUAUGACGCGAUGAAAGCUCGGGAUAGGGAAUAUGCUUAUUAGACGCCCAACGUCAGAGCAGCCUGCACUGGACGGAAUGUACCAGAGGGAAAUGUUUCCUUUGGGCGACGCUUCAAGAAAAUCCGCCUGGUGAGAGUGUGUAUCAACAUCAUGGAUUACGCAGAUGGAGUCGGUCGAUGAUUUUGGGCGGAAUGGAAAUUGGGCAUGAUGGCUUUUUAAAGAGUGAACAAUGUGGGAACUUUAUGUUUUCAACACAAUUGUCGACAAUGCAUAUCAAAAGGAAGGGCAUGUUUUGAUUUUUUGAUUUUUGUGGUUUUUUUAGCGAAGCAUACAUAGCAUUAGUAGAGGAAACCGAGACAGUAACGGGUAUUUAUACUGUAAUACCUGACCUUACCCAACGGUCAGGACCUUAGUUGGUUAUUAUCGAUACCAUUUAUACAAAC
Messenger RNA from Exophiala oligosperma, 1883 nucleotides. Its product is annotated as chitin synthase export chaperone. The transcript is spliced from 2 exons. Bases 340 to 1482 code for a protein of 380 amino acids. Gene Ontology annotation, cellular component: endoplasmic reticulum membrane. The record is from RefSeq and is a predicted model, not a curated record. Gene Ontology annotation, biological process: protein folding. NCBI's taxonomy places the organism in Eukaryota, Fungi, Ascomycota, Eurotiomycetes, Chaetothyriales, Herpotrichiellaceae.